CAGCCGAGACGGCAGGCUUCAAAAUGUAGCAGAGGGUUCCAGGCUGCCAUGUACAGAAAAUGGACAGAGGUCAAGGGACAGCGGGGAGGCGCAGACGCGAGGACCCGCAGGGCAGAGUGAAGCCGCAGGCGAGGACUUACAGCCGCAGCGCCGCAGCCUGAGCGCCCAAUGCAAAGGCAGGAGGCGGGGACGGAAGACAUCUAGAAGAGAAGCCAAAGAUGUUGACCAGAAAGAUUAAACUCUGGGACAUAAACGCCCAUAUCACCUGCCGCCUAUGCAGCGGAUAUCUCAUCGAUGCGACCACGGUGACCGAGUGUCUGCACACGUUCUGUCGGAGUUGCCUGGUCAAGUAUUUGGAAGAGAAUAACACCUGCCCCACGUGUAGGAUUGUGAUCCACCAGAGUCACCCGCUACAGUACAUUGGUCAUGACAGAACCAUGCAGGACAUUGUUUACAAACUGGUUCCAGGCCUUCAGGAAGCGGAAAUGAGAAAACAGAGGGAAUUCUACCACAAGUUAGGCAUGGAAGUGCCUGGAGAUAUCAAGGGGGAGACCUGUUCUGCAAAACAGCACCUAGAUCCCCAUCGGAAUGGUGAAGCCAAAGCAGAUGACAGUUCGCACAAAGAAGCCGCAGACGAGAAGCCAGAGGAGGACAACGACUACCACAGGAGUGACGAGCAGGUGAGCAUCUGCCUGGAAUGCAACAGCAGCAAACUGAGGGGCUUGAAACGGAAGUGGAUCCGCUGCUCGGCCCAGGCAACAGUGCUGCACCUGAAGAAGUUCAUCGCCAAAAAACUUAACCUUUCGUCUUUCAACGAGCUGGACAUUUUAUGCAACGAGGAAAUUCUGGGCAAGGACCACACGCUCAAAUUUGUGGUUGUCACGAGGUGGAGAUUCAAGAAGGCACCGCUCCUGCUGCACUACAGACCCAAGAUGGACCUGCUCUGAGCUCGGCCCCGGGCCGGGCCCCGCUGCACCGCCGUGCCACCUGCGGGUGUCGUGGGGACCAGAUUUCUGAAUAGAGAGUAUUUAUAACUUUUGUAUGAGAGAAUUCACACUCAACAAGACACUACCAGCACCACGGUUACAAGACGAAACACUUCACGGUCUCAGCGGCCGAAGGGCGCCCCUCACAGACUAGAUGGUAAACAUAGCGGCCACACGACCUCUACUUGCUUUCCAGGCCUUGAAGAUCUGGUCAUUUCCGUUUCGUUUAUGAAUUAGGGUUCAUGAUAAGCCUCAAAAAUACUUGUACGUUUACUGAACCCUUCCUAAGUUAUUGAAAAAUAUCUCUUCAUGGUGAAUGACAAUAUUUAUGUUGCCUUUAGCUUCCUGAAGACUUAGAAGGUAUAUAAAGGGUUAAUUUAAAAGCA
Molecule: messenger RNA, 1372 nt
Organism: Odobenus rosmarus divergens (Pacific walrus)
Lineage: Eukaryota; Metazoa; Chordata; Mammalia; Carnivora; Odobenidae
Gene: PCGF3
Product: polycomb group ring finger 3
Exons: 11
Coding region: 219-947 (242 amino acids)
Biological process (GO): regulation of transcription by RNA polymerase II
Cellular component (GO): PRC1 complex
Source: RefSeq, a predicted model, not a curated record